GUUUUGGGGUGUAUGGGUCCUUCGUUUAGUUUCCAGAUUUUGGGAUAUUGGGCCCUUAUGAAGUAGCACCCUUUUUUGUAUCUACCUUAUGUUUAAUUGUUUGUUUUGGUUUAGGUGCUCCCCUCACCAUUUUUAUGGAAUUUUAACCUCUUCAACGUAUUACAGGAGGCGAGAUUUAGAUAAUAUAUCUAUUCUACCAUCUAACCCCCUUAUCAUAGGGGAAGAGGGGAGGCAUUGAGGAAAAGCACCAUCUGCACUCCUCCAGCUUUGUAGGUGAUGUGAACAGGUAGAAUAUCAUUUUAAUGAACGCUUUUAUACAGUUCGAGGCACAUAAGUUUUAAUGCACGUCAUAGGCUUCAAAU
Acanthoscelides obtectus is the source of this 362-nucleotide messenger RNA. The record is from the annotation of a GenBank genome assembly. NCBI's taxonomy places the organism in Eukaryota, Metazoa, Arthropoda, Insecta, Coleoptera, Chrysomelidae.